UUCCUCCUCAUGCCCACGGAGCGCAAUGAUUCAUACAGGAGGGAGUGCCUCUCCUAUUUGUGUAUGGAGAAAGACUGGAGUGCAGCAGGCCUACUCAUUCAGGGUGUGCAUCAGAGCUACGCUUCAUGAUGUGCACAUGCUUCUGCAUUGGCUCAGUGAUUACAUCCUACCUAAACUGAGGAGCAUAAGCAUUUUUUAAAAGUUGGAAAGGGGGGCAAAUUGCUACGCUGGAAACCAAGGUUGUUCACAUGUGGAAAUGGCUCUACAAGAUUUGCCAGAUAUUUCUGCUAUGACAGAUGAAGUAUACCGAACGCGAAGCCAAAAGAGAGCAUUGGAGCGUGAAGGCCUGCAUAACGAUGUGGAUAUGAAGAAACCAAAAAUGGAAUGUUCCAGAGGGAAUGAUAGGGACAGUGAACUAGAUGAAGUGAAAGGGGGAAUGAGAAUUAAAACAGAACCCAUCGAUCGGGGUGGUGGUCGGACUCCUGGGUUGCUAAAGGGGCCGGGUGAAGUGAAAGCAACAAUUAAAGUAGAAGUACAGGCCGGUGAUGAACCUGUCGACAUGAGCACAUCAAAGAUCGAAAUGAAGAAGGGAAAGCGUGCUCCAUCACCAGAUAUCAUCAUCCUCUCUGACAAUGAAGCUUCAAGUCCCAGGAUGAACGGGCUUUCAAAAGAACCAGGAAGAAACGCAAAUCGAGAUGAUAUUAUGAAGAGCACGCCAGAGGAGCGAGAGAGAAUGAUUAAGCAGUUAAAGGAAGAGCUGCGGCUGGAGGAAGCCAAGCUUGUCCUACUCAAGAAACUUCGACAGAGCCAAAUCCAAAAGGAAGCUACCAUCCCGAAGCCUGCUGUCUCGACAGGCACUGCCAUGGCCACCCCACCCCCGCUGGUCCGGGGAACGCUGCAUGUUCCCGCUGGCAAGCCCAACUUCCAGGUAACCACUGCCCGCACAAUGGGUACGGUAAUUCCACCACCAUUGAUUCGUGGUGGUCAACAGGGAACCUCAAAACCUGGAUCCCAGCAGAACUCUCAAAUGGCAAUGCCACCGUUAGUGAGAGGAGCACAGCAAAUCCACGCCAUCAGGCCACAUGCCAGCACCGCUCCACCACCCCUGCUCCUGGCCCCACGGGCUUCGGUGCCCAGCUCAGUGCAGAUGCAGGGCCAGAGGAUUCUUCAGCAGGGACUGAUCCGUGUGGCCAAUGUCCCCAACACCAGCCUGCUUGUCAACAUUCCACAGGCAUCGAGUACGAUGAAAGCCUCAGCGUUGAAUUCAACUCAGUCAAAUGCCAACACCAAUACAGUGUCGUCGGUCAUGAAUUCCAAUGACUCACCAGCCAGUCGGCAGGCAGCCGCCAAGCUUGCUCUCCGAAAGCAGCUGGAAAAGACAUUGCUGGAAAUCCCACCACCCAAACCACCGGCCCCCGAGCUGAACUUCCUACCCAGUGCUGCAAAUAAUGAGUUCAUCUACUUAGUGGGCCUGGAGGAGGUGGUGCAUAAUCUUCUAGAAACCCAAGGUAAAAGUUCAGUACAGGGAUUGACCCAAGAGCCAUACGCCUGUUCUCAAUGUAAAACUGAUUUCACCUGUCGCUGGAGGCAAGGGAAAUCUGGCACUAUCAUGUGUGAGCAAUGCGUGACGUCCAACCAAAAGAAGGCAUUGAAAGCUGAGCAUACCAAUCGUCUGAAAGCAGCGUUUGUGAAGGCCCUUCAGCAAGAACAGGAGAUUGAACAACGGAUACUGCAACAGACAUCAUCUACUGUACAGAGCAAGCAGGACUCUGCAGUACAGCACCAUACGUUGAAACAGAGCUCUGGCCAGCUGUCUCGAGGGCCACAGUCAAUUACAACCAACCCCCGAGGAGUGCUGCACACGUUUAGCCAAUCGUCUCAACUGCAGAACGCUGCUCUUGUCAGCAGGCAAAAUAAGCACACCGAGCGAGCUGGGAGCAAGAGUAACACCACCACCUGGAGGAAGCAGAUCGGCAAUACAGGGGUUACAAUGGCAUACGCUAGCCCGAAUCUUUCGAUGCACAAGACAACUUCAGCUGUGGAACGUCAGCGCGAGUACCUGCUGGACAUGAUCCCUUCACGAUCUAUCAGCCAGUCAGCCACCACAUGGAAAUAAAUUGGGAUGGGGUGGGGGGGGAGGGAGAGGGAGGGAGGGAAAUAGCUCCGAGAGACAACCGCCAAAACCUUGCACCCCUCUUUACUGUUAACAUACAGUCCAACAAAGGUGUGGGGCCAACGUCAACCUAGCAACCCUGCCAUUUUCCCAUAGCUCUGUUCAGAUGAAAUCUGGAUUUCUUUACCUUUUGGACACUUCUUACACAAUGUAUAAGGAAAGUUACAACAUGUGACUAUUAGGAAUGAUUAUUCAUUUUGUUGGAUUAUAAUGAAAAUUGUGUGGGGAAAUGAGAAUUUUUUUUUACUUGCUGUUUGUGUGUGUGUGUGUGUGUGUGUGUGUGUGUGUGAGAGAGAGUGUGUGUGCGCGUGCGUGAGCACAUAUGGGAGUGCGUGCCUGUGUGUGUGCCUGUGUGAGUGUGUGCCAUUGUUUCUCGCCUUCAUAGUAUAAAGGACACCACCAUAGGUCUCAAGUUCUACAGUAGCAGUAUAGUUUUUUUUAGGGGCUUUCUCAUUCUCUAUCAUGUCCGCAAACACAAUAACCCUGUCAAUCAGCGUGAGGGGUGAAGUUGAGAAGAGGGCUUUUGAGUCAGUUACAGUUGUGACAAUUUGGAGCGUUGCAUUUUUAGGAACAGAGACUUGAAAUGCAAUCUGGGCAAUGUUGAAGGAUCACCAAUUCGUGCUGUCCAAAGUAUGAGGACUCUCCGAUGAUAUAGAUAUAUAUAAAUAUAUAUAUAUUUGUAACUCCCAUUCUUCCACUCCUAAAGUGUUCUUGCUUAAUUGCUUUUAAGCAAACUCUGAUUCUUUGCAGAUUCCAAUGACCCUCUGCACCUUGCCCACUUGCAACCCAAGCUUUAAACGACGGUUUCCUUUUACAGCAAAAAUUCAAAUUUGACUGAGAGAAGUAAAUGAUUAUGUGCAAUGAUGCUGGUGAUUUCCAGUGUGUGUGUUUCCUAGCUGCCCUACAACUCACUUUGCAUCAGUAGUAUGAGUAAACAAGUAACUCCUUCUGCCCUUUCACAAAUCCCAACAAACGCACAUUGAACAUAACUCAGUUUGCAAGCAGCCUACUUAACACUGGGAAUAGACGGGUAACCUAAAACACAGGUCAUUUUCUGUUGCUUUGAGUGGAGAAAUUAUUUUGACAAGGGUUUUGUGUUUUUUUUUGGAAGUUCAAUAUGAAGUUACUCACUGGUGAGCAAGCUACCCUUGGAUGCCAUUUCCAUUCUAGUCAAGGAUAUGACCUGAGCACUGAUAUUCCUCCACUUUGCUGAAGAGAUUUCAGGAGGGGAGGUCAAUUUUUCUGCCCUCUUGCUCCCCCACCACCUCCAUUGUGGCCCUGCUAUUGUUUGAAAACCUUCGCAUGGGGUAAUUAAUCAAUUACUCCAAUUAGUAUCAUCCUUAUGGCAGGUCUAGCUCCUAUGCUCCCGAUGCUGGAUUUUAUUAUGUGCCUGGAUCUUUGGUCCGUAAUCAUUUGAGAGGCAGGGAUAGAUCGUACACUGAACUUCACUAGAGGAGGAGGCUCUUGCAGUUUCUGCCAGUCUAUUUGAGACAGCUGCCCUUGCCUGAAUGCUGCAGUGCUCUAGUUGAAGAUAAGCCAUGCGUUUACAUUUGGACAGUGGCAGGGAGACAGAGGUGGGCCGAGGCUAUAUUUGAUCAUGGGCACUUGCUGCUUAAAGCCAGAGCUGGGAAGAGACUGUGUGAUAUAGAUGUGAUUUUAAAAACACGAACAUCCGCAAUGUUAAACUGUGACCAAGCAACUACGCACUCUGUUUUGAGCUGCAAGAAACUGGAAUUGACAAAAUGUUAUUUUAACUCGCUUCGCUUCCAGUGCAAAUAAUUUCCUUUGAUGUUUAGGGAGAUUUUUAUUUUCCCUCAUUUUUUUUGUUGUCCAAUUAGUCAUUUGAAAGCCAUUAAAAAGAUUUUGCCGGUUGUCCCUAUUUUUCUCCUAUAAAUCUUAAGGGCUCUCUUUAUUGAACAAGAAAUUUAAUAUCACCAGAGUAGGGUUAAUAUUCUUGAGUGGAGUUGCAUCAUUGCAAAGUGUGGUGUUGUAAUUUUCAGAAAUCCCAGUAUUUGCAUCUAAUCGGAUCCUCGUCAUGGAAAUGGGUCAAAAGAGGAUGUUUCCAAUUUGAUAAUGUGCAUAAAGGUAAGAGUUUAUGCAUAUUCAGCUUCUAACCCUAAUGAAGUGCUCCCAGGGUCUAAUAAGGAACAGCAGAGACCUAGUGAAUGCACCACUAAUGCCACACAACAGUAUUUUCAGGUUCAUUCCUCUUUUGAUCUCAACAGAUGAGAGCACCAAGAAGUAAGUGGAAGUGAUUCCCUCUGCCUUUCUAUCUGUUAAAUUAGGAAAAAGUUUACCAAAGUUUAUGCUGCUGCUGAUCAUCGUGACUCAGAUUGGGAAGACCAUUUGCGUGUAUGGAAAAGAAUAGUGGGGUUUCUGUGGACCCAGGUCAUAAUGAAAGGGGCAAUGAGGAGGCUUUCACACACUGGUCACUGCUCCAGAUUGUCUCCUGUAUACUGGUUCUGUGUUACUAGCAAAAUGUUUUUUCCCUUUUUUGUAGACAAAACACUUGCCUGGAUAUUUUGUACCAAUGUCUUUCAGUAUGUUUUUCUUUAGUUUGGAAUGGCGGGGUUCUGCUGGGAAGGCGGGUGGGUCACUGGCAAGUUAAUCCAUUUUGUAAUAUAUUGGGUGGAGCUGAAUAAUUGAAAGUUCUCUCGGAGACUCAGGUUCUCUGUUGCAAUGUACAUAACUGAAGUUUUUUUUUGUUGCAGAAGUUUGAAUUUGUUGCGAUCUUUAUUGGAUCUUUACGCGGUUUGACGUUCACUAUUCAGGCGGGAUUGUAGACUUAGAGUCGGAGCAGAAAAUGGCCCCAACUCUAAUCCACCUGGAGAUUGGGUUAGACCGUGUGAUGGCGCUUUUUUUAAUUGUCCCCAACUCUCUCUCCCUCUUCAGUCCUCACUGCCCAGCAUGCUUUCUAGGUAGAGUUGAGCUUUGCUGACUCUGCUCAUAACCCAUUAAACCAGUAGAAGAGGCACUUCUGUCCUUGAGUUGGUUCCAUUGUCCUCACUCCACUUCCUCCCCUAGCUGUUUACAUAUUGAAGUUGGUUGCAUCCUACUUGUUUUGGAGAGCCAAGUCCAACGCAUUACGUCUAUAUUAUGCUUUACAAAUGGCGAACUGUGCCCUAUGCCUUUUGCGCUUUCUCGCUUUCUCUAUCGCUCUCUCUAUCGUGCUUCCUUUCUCGCUCUCUUGCUCAUGCUUUCUCGCUCUCUGUCUCUGAUGAGUAAUCCCUUAAAUCUAGGAUUGAGGAUAGAAGGCAAAAAUGUGCUUCAUGAUGGAGUGGCUUGAUAACUUCAACUUGUCCACCAUCCCAUAUUGGGAACCCCCCUCUUCCUGCUCCUCUUUCCCCCUCUCUGGGAAAGAAAGGGAAGGAGAUGCAGGUGCAAGGCUGUGAUGUCUGGAACCUGGGUUCAAACUGAACCCAAUUUGGGAUGGAAGUUGUCUCUUGUCCACUGGCUCUUAUGUUAGUUUGGGGGCAUGCUCAAUCAUUGUAGUUCCCUGUGGGAAUAGGCCCCCACACACGCGCAUGCGCACACACACACACACACACACACACACACACACACACACACACACAUAUAUAUACACAUACACAUACACAUACACACACGCGUGCGCGCACACACAUACACACACACAUAUAUAUACACAUACACAUACACAUACACAUGCGCGCACACACACACACAGUACAAUGUGUUUGGACCUACCCCAUCUGGUCAGGUAAGGUCAUUGUCUUUGUUUUUGGUUUUGUGGGGAGAGGGACAAGUAGCCAUGUUUGACAAUACUUUUAUAUUUUGAAGGAAAUGUAGAUCGUUGUGCCUCUUUCGAACGAUCAGUAACAAAUUGAUACCAAAUAAAGUGCCCAGCUUCACUGCAAAAGCGUUUGGGUUGCAAGAUGAUCGGAAACCUACAUCAACCAUCUUCCUCUUCAGGCCCCAUUCCUAUUCUCUUUGUCCCUUCCUUCCCAAAAAUUAGUUGUCGGAGGAAAGGCGGGGGGAAGCAGGAAAAGAGCAACUGACAGUUAAGUUUCUAGAAUGAAUGCAAACGUCCCAGAAACCUCAAGCACAUAUUGUCUGUAAGCAGAAACUGUUUUCACGUGGGAGCAACUGUAUACGUGGAAAUUACUGCAGAUUUUACAGAAAACCUGCUCCAUGCUAAAGAACUUUUAUCUCCACUUUGCAUUGUCAGCAAAUUAUAUUCCAGCUGACUGAAGUCACAAGAAUCAAUGCAGAUGUAUUGGUUAUCUUCUGGACCUUCCAUUUACUGUGACUAUAGCCUUUAAUAGAAAGAAGUUUCAAAGAAAUUGCUCGAGAUGCCCAAUCCCACUGAAGCUCUGCUGGGCAAUUUAAAUCCAUGCUUGAAAUGGAUAUUGUAUAUUGUAUUGUGAGGGAUUUUUAGCAUUUGAAUGACAAAUAAACAGGACAAACAGCAUUGUGGCA
Molecule: messenger RNA, 6613 nt
Organism: Rhincodon typus (whale shark)
Lineage: Eukaryota; Metazoa; Chordata; Chondrichthyes; Orectolobiformes; Rhincodontidae
Gene: gatad2ab
Product: GATA zinc finger domain containing 2Ab
Exons: 13
Coding region: 257-2116 (619 amino acids)
Biological process (GO): negative regulation of transcription by RNA polymerase II
Cellular component (GO): NuRD complex
Molecular function (GO): sequence-specific DNA binding
Source: RefSeq, a predicted model, not a curated record